AGGGGUUAAUCGCCGCACGCUUCGUUCAUACAUCUGGAUGAUCACGUGUCACCAAGGGCGGAGCCUAUGGUCUGUAUUCAAUGAAAUAAGGGGCGGGGCCUCCGACCAGGCGAGAAAUCUCAUUGGCUCAGGGUCUGGAGGGUGAAACAUACUGUACAACAAGUAGAAGGGGGGGCGGUGACAGGAGGCGUGGAUUGGUUGAAGCAUGUUGUGGGCGUGUCCCCGGAGCGGCUGCGGACUGUGGACGGUCAGUGUGCGGAGGAGACGGGCGGUUUUAUGGAGAUAGCCGGUGUGGGCGGAGAGGCUGCCGGGAUUGUGUCAGGAUCAUCAGUCGCCGCCGCUACCGUGAGAAGAGAAAGACGAGCGGGGUCACGUGUGCGGAGCUGCUGUGGGGACUGGACACCUGGACAGGAGUCGCUCUGUGACCACUGAAGAUGUCUGACAAUGGUAUAGACAUCGAUGAUAAACCUCCAGCCCCGCCCCUGAGGAACACCAGCACUUUGAUUGGAAGCAGCAUGAAGGACUCAAUCAACCAUGGCUCAAGGCCUCUUCCUCCGAAUCCAGAGAAGAAGAGUCGGCUUCUGAACAUAUUACCCAGGACUGGAGAUAAAACAGGUGGCAAAAAGAAGCCCCCAGAAAUCUCCCUCCCAUCAGACUUUGCGCACACCCUUCAUGUCGGUUUUGAUCCCGUGACGGGAAAAUUCACUGGAAUGCCGGAACAAUGGGCACGACUGCUGCAGACUUCCAAGAUCUCCGAGGAAGAACAGAAAAAGAAUCCACAGGCCGUACUAGAUGUGCUGAAGUUUUAUGACUCCAAGAAAACCACCAACAGCCAGAAGUACAUGAGCUUCACAGAUAAUGAACUUGAGGUUUAUAAGCCGUCUGACAAUACGAAAUCUAAAGUUGUCUCUGAAGUCCCUGAUGUUCCUCCUGUUUGUGAAGAUGAAGACGACAAAGAGGAACUUGAUGCCCCUCCGGCUGUGGCACCGCGUCCUUUAUAUACAAUGUCGGUGCACACUCGCUCCGUCAUUAUCCCAGCACCCCCGCCGGUCAAAGAAGAGGCGCCCUCACCACCCCCCGAACCCCAGGAACAGAGCGAGCCCCCUGCAGAUGCCUCCGCGAAAUCCACAGACAAAACAAAGAAGAAGCCCAAGAUGUCAGACGAGGAGAUCCUGGAGAAAUUAAGAAGCAUCGUCAGCGUGGGGGACCCCAAGAAAAAGUAUACCAGGUUUGAGAAGAUCGGACAGGGGGCAUCGGGCACGGUUUACAUUGCGUUGGAUGUGGCCACCGGACAAGAGGUGGCCAUAAAGCAGAUGAAUUUGCAGCAGCAGCCCAAGAAAGAGUUAAUUAUCAACGAGAUCCUGGUCAUGAGGGAAAACAAGAAUCCGAACAUUGUCAAUUAUCUGGACAGUUACCUGGUCGGGGAGGAGCUGUGGGUGGUGAUGGAGUACCUGGCAGGAGGGUCCCUCACCGACGUUGUCACCGAGACCUGCAUGGCGGAAGGACAGAUCGCAGCCGUGUGCAGAGAGUGUCUUCAGGCCUUAGAAUUCCUGCACUCUAACCAAGUCAUCCACCGGGAUAUAAAGAGCGACAACAUCCUGCUGGGGAUGGACGGCUCUGUGAAGUUAACGGACUUUGGGUUUUGUGCCCAGAUCACCCCGGAACAGAGUAAGCGCAGUACAAUGGUUGGUACCCCCUACUGGAUGGCGCCUGAAGUGGUAACGCGCAAAGCUUACGGGCCAAAAGUGGAUAUCUGGUCUCUGGGGAUAAUGGCCAUAGAAAUGGUGGAAGGAGAACCGCCAUAUCUGAAUGAAAAUCCUCUCCGAGCGCUCUAUCUUAUCGCUACUAAUGGUACCCCAGAACUGCAGGAGCCGGAGAAGUUGUCUGUUACGUUUAAAGACUUUCUCAAGCAAUGUCUGGAGAUGGACGUAGAGAAGAGAGGAUCGGCCAGGGAUCUAUUACAGCACCCGUUCCUGAAGAUCGCCGAACCCCUCUCCAGCCUCACGCACCUCAUAAUCGCAAGUAAGGAGGCGGCCAAGAAAAGCCACUGAGCGGUGGGACUGCUUUAUCUGUGGACUCCCGGCCCGGGCGCGCGCCCGUUGAGCCCCACUCUUCUCAUCUGGCGCUGCCAGGACACGACCGGCCGCCGUAGACUGAACUGUGAGCCGUGUUUUUAUGUGACCGACCAAACAAGGUUGAAGUUUCUCUUUUUUUUUUAUUAUUUGGAGAUCCCCCUGUUGACGAUUUAUCAUCCCAAUAAAUGGAAACACCUUGGUC
This is a messenger RNA of Hyla sarda, 2277 nucleotides long. It is a transcript of the gene PAK1, whose product is annotated as p21 (RAC1) activated kinase 1. NCBI's taxonomy places the organism in Eukaryota, Metazoa, Chordata, Amphibia, Anura, Hylidae. Gene Ontology annotation, molecular function: ATP binding; protein serine/threonine kinase activity. Bases 435 to 2051 code for a protein of 538 amino acids. The record is from RefSeq and is a predicted model, not a curated record. Gene Ontology annotation, cellular component: cytoplasm. Gene Ontology annotation, biological process: protein phosphorylation; regulation of MAPK cascade; regulation of axonogenesis. The transcript has 15 exons.